GUGUGUGUGUGUGUGUGUGUGUGUGUGUGUGUUGGCACUUUGACACCCAAACGCGCUGUGCGCGCACAACGUGCCGUGCCGUGAUUUGCCGUUCAUCGCCAAUGCAGCCUAAGGGAAAGGCUUAACGGAUCGCAUACAGACAGACAGGCAGCGUCAAACCCGGCUCAUUAAAAUCCCGUCUGCAGACGCUAAGCCGGUCGCGCGCAGUAGCCCACUACCACAGCUCCUCGCGGUGCUGCAGACGGACCCCAAAGCGCGCGGUAAAAGUGCCGAGAAGAGGGCAACUGCUCGGUAAAAUGGGACCGAACCCGAGCAGUUAAUUGGUUCCGAGAUAAACGCGCACACAGCUGAGGGGGAGGCCAAACGUUGUGGAGGUUAAAGGCGACAUGACGAAAACGGGCAAUAUCUGAACUUUAGAGGAUCAGCUGUAAGGACAGGGUACAGCCCACCGAUCUGACCGGCACACCGAGGAACGGAAUCACAGUUUGCGUCAGUGUGUCAAAGGCAGAGCCAGCAGUAUGGCGCGCAGUGACAGUCGUUUGGACACCUGGCAGGUGCUUCUGACCAUCUCCAUGGUCAUCAUCCCGCUGUCUGCUCACGGGAGGCAUUCUCUGUCAAGGCACCAUCAUCACCACAACCAAUCAUCUGUCAACAAGGAGGCCUUGAACGCCCGGAUGGUGCUCAGUGAUGACUCAGCAGAGAGGGACCACCUGAUCGGCCUCGGGGCUAAACUCCCAGUCAGCUCCACCAAACAUCACCAUUCUCAUAAACAUGCCCACCUAGACGUUGUUGAUGAAGACCCGCCUGUGGGGGAGGAGCUGACUGCCGGAGGCGCGGGGCCGGACCAGCCCGGAAACCCCAUGUCUGAUGAAGUCAUCACCGUGGAGUUUCACAGCCCUGCCCCUGACGGUGUGCCCGCUGACGGUGAUCUGGACUGGGCCAAAGCCCCUCAACCCCAGAAGCAAAAAGGAGGAGACCCAACUGCCUGGACGCUUUCUGACUUUUACGACUACCUUUCCCCUGACAACGACCCCUCAGCCCUGGAUGCCACCCCAGAACCUGAGCCCACCCCUUCACCCCCGCCUGACAUGGAAGAUGAAAAUCCGCUCCUGGCUGGUUCUCCUGCUGUUCCUGACAACGUGAGGUCUGACGUGGAGCCCUCCAUACCAGCUCCCUCCAUGCCAGCGCCAGACACAGGUGAUGGGUUAGGGUUAGGGGGCGCCAUGGGGGCCGACGGCUGCAGGCUGGGCUAUGUGCGCUCUGGACCUGGAGUCUGUGUGUCUCAGUGUGACAUUGAACCCAAUUUCUGCCUCAAUGGAGGAGUUUGCACCGUGGUGGCAGGAAUGGGAGCUUUCUGCAGGUGCAAUGUGCAGGAGUACAUCUGGAACAAAGGCACACGCUGUGAUUGGGCGAUCACAGAGUUCCAGGUGAUGUGCGUGCUGGUGGGCGUGGCUUCAGUGGUACUCAUCUUCCUCUUCAUGAUCAUUGUGUGCUUUGCCAAGAAGCUGCACCGUCUCAAGAACGAGAACAAACGCCUUCGCAAACGCAGGUGUGUGACUGGGAGUAAAUACCGCCCACAGAGCAGCGAGCCACAGACAGACGGCCUCUCCGUGUCCACCAUGGCCGACGGCUCGCAGCCAAACGAUGACCCUCAGAAGCAGGAAGACCCAGCGAAGUCCGCCCAAGCCAAGGAAGAGGGUUCAAUGAACAUCCUCAACUCUCACUCCCCCAAACACGAGAACAACCGUCCGACCUCUGUUGCCCACGACCCGGGCCACACCCCUAACAACACAGAGGAAAACGCAGAGGAUGGAGUCACAAUUGGCCUGGAGGUGCUCCUCCCCAAAGAGGCCAAGCUCCACUCAGAGACCGGCUCGCCCCUUCAAUAUGACGUCUUCCUCUACAAGGUUCCCAACAGUGAAGACUCCACCUCUCCCAUCCACGCCCCUCCCACACAGAGCGGCAACUCAUACUCCUCCUCUCACCCCAUGCCCAAAUCGCCCAAAACACCCAAGACGCCCAAGGUGCAUAAAUCACCCAAACACAGCAGGGAGCACUCACACAGCAGCCGCGAAGCCUUGUCUGGGAGGCACUCCUCACCCGGACGUCACCCCUCACCCGGACGUCACCCCUCACCCAGCCGUCAUUCUGCUACAAGUUCCUGCCAUCCACCCUCCCAUCACUCCCCCUCCCGGUACACUAGCUUCCCCCCCUCCUCCUCCUCCUCCACCCCACCUGAGUUACGCAGGCCCAGAGGUCGGUCUCAGGCCCUGGGCUCUGAGCGCUCUGGGACAGGGAGAGAGCACCACGGUGGACACCUCCAUCCUUCCCCCUCCUCUCCCCACCUCACCCAGCCUUCUCCAUCCCCAUCCAGGGUGAAGUGCAGCCCGGUCAGCACCAGAUCUCUGCCUGUUCUGUCCUGACCUCCACGGAGCCUCCAUCCACGCACAAACAUCAUAGUCUAAUCUAUCCAGCCAUGUGUCCACCAUGACUCUAACUUUUUAUAAUGAUAGAUUAACCAUCAAUUUAUCAUCCACCUUGCCUCUGCACAUUCAAAUCCAGAGGAGGAGCACAUCACCUGGUUUUGGAGCCAGAAAACAAGAACUGGGACAACUCAUCACACUCUCUCAAACUGCAGACAUGAUGCACACA
Messenger RNA from Notothenia coriiceps (black rockcod), 2652 nucleotides. RefSeq names its product chondroitin sulfate proteoglycan 5-like. The record is from RefSeq and is a predicted model, not a curated record. Gene Ontology annotation, biological process: cell projection morphogenesis. Bases 519 to 2423 code for a protein of 634 amino acids. Gene Ontology annotation, cellular component: synapse. Lineage: Eukaryota; Metazoa; Chordata; Actinopteri; Perciformes; Nototheniidae. The transcript is spliced from 6 exons.